UAAAGAGGUAACAUGUGGUGUGGACAAGCAAACCAGGUGACAGCAAAGCGUAGUAUACCAUUUUGUAUUGAGUCUGACGAUAUCAAUCUACUGGACAAUGUCGGAGUUCAACAUCAGACGCGCAAGUGAGGAAGAUGUGGACGAAAUAUAUCGGAUGCUCCGUCACAUUUAAAAGAACCAGACGCGGUGACGACAACGCCAGAAAAGUUGAGGCAAGAUCAGAAGCUAUACCAGUGUAUGGUAGCGGAGAGUAUGACAGCUGGUGGUCAGUAUUACAUAUCAAUACCAACAACAUUUUGAAUGUUUUAGAUUCUGCCUCAAAACCUUUACUAGGCUUUGCUCUGUAUGUGUACAAAUACGAUGCUUGCAAAGGACAGAUGGCUAUCUUGGACAGUUUUUACGUGGCCCCGGAAAACAGGAGCAGGGGCAUAGGAUUAAGCUUAAUGAAAGCGGUGGAACAGGAUGUUGCAGAAUGCGGUUGUAGUCAGAUGGAGAUGCUGGUUCACGAUUGGAACGCAAGAGCUAUUGAGUUUUAUCUCAAAAGGAGUGCAGUUAAUUAUACCGACCAAAUGCAUUGGCACAUUUACAGGAUACCAUUAUCAAAUAUAUCAAAAACAUAAAAAUUGUAUUUCCAAUAACAACAGAAUGCUUAUGGUUUAAACGUUUCAAUUUGUAUAUUUUGAAGCUAUGAGUAUGAUAGCAAGCAGAGUGUUAUUUGAUGCCUAAACUAUAAAUGAUAUUGAACAAGGAAGUCAAACUCAUUAAUCAGAGCAUAACCAGAUAACGAUACUCACCAAUAAUGAACCAUUUGUUAAAUAAUUGUUUUACCUGUAUCUGUGGGCUGCCAAUCAUUUUAAUGUACACAGCGUUACAAUUAUAAUCAAUGAACAUGAAAGGUGUUUUUGUAUUUAUUAAUGUAAUAGCAUUUGUAAUAUAUACAUUUAUAAAAGUAAAACAAUAUAGAGUAGGCAGUAGACUUAAUGUCCUGACAGGUAAUUAUCACUUAUUUAGUUUUAGUUAGUUCUGCCUAUUUACUGCACACCUUUAAUCGAAAGAGGUAAACACAUUAAUCCAAUGACAACGUUGCAAUUACAUACUAGAAACUUGAAAACCGUGUCCAAGUUUUGGAAGAGCAAAUCAUUAAUGAACUCGCAUGAUAUUCCUGAACCCGAGUGGCAUGAAAAGGAGAUUGACAGAUGAAGAUACUACUAUAAAUAAUUCAGCAUAAAUCGCAAGGUUUGACUAUAUGUUGUAUUUUACACAUUCAUGUAUGAUAAAGAAAAUACACGUGCUGCGAAAAUGCAAUAUCA
Mizuhopecten yessoensis (Yesso scallop) is the source of this 1310-nucleotide messenger RNA. Its product is annotated as diamine acetyltransferase 2-like. The transcript has 5 exons. The record is from RefSeq and is a predicted model, not a curated record. NCBI's taxonomy places the organism in Eukaryota, Metazoa, Mollusca, Bivalvia, Pectinida, Pectinidae. Gene Ontology annotation, molecular function: N-acetyltransferase activity. Bases 135 to 620 code for a protein of 161 amino acids.